Fukomys damarensis (Damara mole-rat) is the source of this 927-nucleotide messenger RNA. RefSeq names its product olfactory receptor 8H1-like. The record is from RefSeq and is a predicted model, not a curated record. Bases 1 to 927 code for a protein of 308 amino acids. NCBI's taxonomy places the organism in Eukaryota, Metazoa, Chordata, Mammalia, Rodentia, Bathyergidae. The transcript has 3 exons. Gene Ontology annotation, molecular function: G protein-coupled receptor activity; odorant binding; olfactory receptor activity. Gene Ontology annotation, cellular component: membrane. Gene Ontology annotation, biological process: sensory perception of smell; G protein-coupled receptor signaling pathway.
AUGAGUAGGAGGAACUCCACCAGUGUGCCUGACUUCAUCCUCAUGGGGCUAAUGAACUCUGCAAAGAGGCAGCUGGUCCUCUCCGUGGUCUUUCUUCUGAUUUACCUGAUCACGGUGCUGGGGAAUGCAGUGAUGAUAUUGAUUAUUCGCCUGGACCCCCAGCUGCACACCCCCAUGUACUUUUUCCUCACUCACCUGUCAUUUCUCGACCUCAGCUACUCGAGUGUCAUCACCCCUAAAACCUUACAGAACUUACUGACUUCCACCAAGAGCAUCUCCUUCCUGGACUGCUUUACCCAGUUGUUCUUUUUUAUAGUCUUUGGUGUUGCUGAAUGUUUCCUUCUCUCCUCCAUGGCCUAUGAUCGCUAUGUAGCUAUCUGCAGCCCCCUGCACUAUCCAGUCAUUAUGUCCACAAGACUGUGCUGGUCCCUGCUUGUUGGCUCCUAUGUUAUUAGCUUUGUGGAUUCCACUGUGAAUGUGGUUUGCAUAAGCAGAUUGAACUUCUGCAAUUCUAAUGUCAUCCAACACUUCUUCUGUGACACAUCCCCAAUUUUAGCCCUGUCCUGCAGUGAUACGUUUAAGAGCCUUUGGGUUCCUCCCCUCACCCCCAGACUGGCUGGUACCCUCACCCUGCCUUUUCUGCAGCUGUUGAUGGCCCAUCUCUUCCCUAACCGAAUGAUCGAUUUUGUGAAACUGCUCUCAGUCCCUGGUAACCUGAGGAAUCAGGCCAAGAAAUCCUCCCUGGAAAUUUCUCCCGAGGAUGAGCAAAGGCUGCAGUGUCCUGAAUGCACCGUAUAUGAGGCUGACUGGGAGGAGAGGCACACACUGCUCUGUCUCCAUUCACAGCUCCUCAUCAGACUCUUCUCAGAGGAAACUUCCGGGAGACUUUUCCAUUUGAUCAAGAUUUAUACAGAAUUUCAAGGGUGA